AGAGAGAGAGAGAGAGAGAGAGAGAGAGAGAGAGAGAGAGAGAGUCAGUGACUGAAGAAGUGAAGAUCACUCACUUUCACACCCACCUCAGAGACCUCAUCGGCUGAUCUUUUACACCUUCAGUACGACGAGAGCGAAGGAGGAAGAAGAAGGCGAUGACGAACAAGGAGAAAGCGCGGGAGAGAAGGGAGAAGAGGAUGCAGGAGAUCUCUCUCCUUCGAACCAUCCCUUACUCUGACCACCAGAGAUGGUGGUCUUCUGACAAUGUAGCAGUGGUGACUGGUUCAAACCGAGGUAUCGGACUCGAGAUCGCGAGACAGCUCGCUAGCCACGGAUUGACCGUUGUUCUUACAGCCAGAAACGUCAAUGCUGGUGUCGAAGCAGUUACUUCCUUGAGGCACCAAGAAGAAGGUCUCAAGGUUGAUUUCCAUCAGCUUGAUGUCACGGACUCUUCCUCGAUUAAAGAGUUUGGUUGCUGGAUUAAACAAACAUUUGGAGGUCUUGAUAUUCUCGUGAACAACGCAGGUGUCAACUACAAUCUUGGCUCAGAUAACUCUGUUGAGUUUGCUGAGACGGUUGUAUCUACUAAUUACCACGGAACCAAAAACAUGAUCAAAGCUAUGAUACCGUUGAUGAGACCCUCUCCUCAGGGAGCUCGUAUCGUUAACGUUAGUUCCAGGCUAGGUAGAGUAUACGGAAGACGUAAUAGGCUUGCGAAUGUAGAGUUGAGAGAUCAGCUAAGCAAUCCGGAUUCUCUGACAGAAGAACUUAUAGACCGAACCGUCUCUACAUUCAUCGACCAAGUGAAAGACGGAACUUGGGAAUCAGGCGGGUGGCCUCAGACGUUUACUGACUACUCCAUGUCUAAGCUUGCUGUCAAUGCUUACACUAGAAUGAUGGCGAAAGAGCUUUCGACAAGACAGGAGGGAGAGAAGAUUUAUGUUAACAGCUUUUGUCCUGGUUGGGUGAAGACUGCAAUGACUGGCUUCGCUGGUAAUAUGUCUCCUGAAGAUGCAGCUGAUACCGGAGUUUGGCUUAGCUUGGUUCUCUCUCAAGAGGCUGUUACCGGAAAAUUCUUUGCAGAGAGACGUGAGAUUAACUUCUGAAAGGAAGGUUGGUGAAAGCUUGAUGGAUUAUGUAGUGGCUUUUUUUUUCUUUGUCAAAGCUUUUCAGAAAACAAUGCCACUUACUAAGUUGAUGGUUAUACAAAACAAUUCUACAAAAUACAGACAAGAAA
This is a messenger RNA of Raphanus sativus (radish), 1237 nucleotides long. RefSeq lists its product as uncharacterized. NCBI's taxonomy places the organism in Eukaryota, Viridiplantae, Streptophyta, Magnoliopsida, Brassicales, Brassicaceae. The transcript has 4 exons. Bases 156 to 1106 code for a protein of 316 amino acids. The record is from RefSeq and is a predicted model, not a curated record. Gene Ontology annotation, molecular function: oxidoreductase activity, acting on the CH-OH group of donors, NAD or NADP as acceptor. Gene Ontology annotation, cellular component: membrane.